Funneliformis caledonium is the source of this 1701-nucleotide messenger RNA. Lineage: Eukaryota; Fungi; Glomeromycota; Glomeromycetes; Glomerales; Glomeraceae. The record is from the annotation of a GenBank genome assembly.
AUGUCCCGAGAUGAUUAUGACAACGCUAAAGCUUCGAAAGUACGAAUUUCUUGUAUGAAACGAUAUAUGCGAUUGACGUGGUUUCGAGUAUUAGCCUUGUUAUGUAUAUUAUUAUUAUUUGUAACUUAUAAUCGAAGGAACGUUGGUUUGACUUCAUAUGAAGAGCCAAUUUUUGAUAAAGAAUCUUUUGAUAAAACUGAACAGACACCUAUAGAAACACCAGCUCAAUCUUCAGCACAUUCAAUAGUUCAUGUUAAUUGGCAAGAACGUCAAAAUACCGUUCGAAAAGCAUUCAAGCACUCUUGGGAUGGUUAUGUUCGUGAUGCAUGGGGAUGUGAUGAGUAUCAUCCAAUCUCUCAUAGAGGGUCGAACCUUACCGAAAUUGGAAUAGGUUUUACGAUUGUUGAUUCCAUAGAUACACUAUUGAUAAUGGGCCUGAACGAUGAAUAUCAACGUGCUCGUGAAUGGGUUGCAAAUAGCCUGGAUUUUGACCAAAAUUACAAAGUAAAUGUUUUUGAAACAACAAUUCGUGUUCUUGGAGGAUUGCUAAGUGCAUACCAUUUAUCUGGUAAUGAUACCCUAUUUUUAUCCAAAGCAAUUGAUUUGGGGGAUCGUCUUCUAGGUGCCUUUGCUUCUUCGUCAGGAAUUCCAUUUGCAUAUGUUAAUUUGGCUUUGGGGAAAGGUAUUGUAUCACAUUUCUCUGGAGGUUUGAGUUCAACAUCUGAAGCUGCGACAUUACAAUUGGAACUUAAAUAUCUAAGCUAUCUUACUGAUAAUAAGGAAUAUUGGAAAAAAGCCGAAGAGGUUAUGUUUGCAAUUGAUUCACUUGACAAGGCCGACGGGUUGGUCCCAAUAUUCAUAAACCCAGAUGAUGGAAAGUUCGUCGGGAAAACCAUUACAUUGGGUGCUCGUGGUGAUAGUUAUUAUGAAUAUCUUCUGAAACAAUAUUUGCAGACAUCCCGAACCGAACCUAUUUAUCGAAGGAUGUACGAUCAUUCGAUGAAUGGUGUAAAGAUGCGUCUCGUUGAUUAUUCAUCCCCUUCAAAGCUUUUGUAUAUCGGAGAACUUAUUGGUCUUUAUGAUAGUUUAAAUUCAAAGAUGGAUCAUUUAGUAUGUUUUAUGGGUGGCAACUUGGGAUUAGGAGCUACACUUGGAAAAUCUAUACGUGAAAUGGAACAUCUUAGUUUUAAAGAAUUGGAGGAUUUGAGGUUAGGAAAAGAACUGACAAGGACUUGUGCAGAAAUGUAUUUCCAAACGGCAACAGGAUUGGCGCCAGAAGUUGCACAUUUCACAAGUUUAUCUGAUUCAUCAAACAAUGCAAAAGAUAUAUAUAUAAAAAGGUUAGAAAGUCAUAAUUUGCUUAGACCCGAAACUGUUGAAAGUCUAUUUAUAUUAUGGAGAUUGACGGGCGAUGUUCAAUAUCGUGAAUGGGGGUGGAAAAUAUUUGAAGCUUUCGAGAAAUAUGCAAAGUUUGAAGAUGGUGGUUACACUUCCCUUGACGACGUUACGUCUAUUCCGCCUGGUAGAAGAGAUAAAAUGGAAACGUUCUGGCUGGCCGAGACUUUAAAAUAUCUUUAUUUGUUGUUUGGUUCAAAUGAUCAAAUUCCACUUGAUAAAUAUGUAUUUAAUACCGAAGCACAUCCAUUACCUAUCUUUACCCCAUCACGAAAAAUCAGAGGACAAGGGUGGAGUCGUCAAUAA